AUGUCAGUGAAAAUUGAAACGACUGAUGUUGAAUUACAACCAAUUGAGCUGUAUCUCACCGAAUGUAUCGGAACAAAUCUUCAUGAAAUACGUCAUUUAGUUCCUUUUUUGUCACUUUUGAAUUCUCUAGGUAAUUCUGAGGACGAAGAGCGAACGACAGCGGAGAUACAUAGUCUUCUAUGCAAAGCUUUCUCCAAUACAGUCCGAUUGAUUGUUGAAAAAGAAGACUCUCUGCUUCUGUGGAGUCUGUGUCUUCUCUUACGCUUGCCCAAAGUCUGCUCAGACUCUGAACCUCUGAGGAAAUACUUGGAAAAAGAGCCGGAUACGCAACUCACAGACUCAUUUUACCUUCAACAUUUCAUUUGUUUUCCGGACCCGUUCUCUUAUCCCGUGACGCAUUUACAGAUCUCUGCUGUCGUUCUGUCAUCAGCUAAAGAAAGCUCAGUCUUAAAGAGUGUUCCUGCUGUUCGUCAGCGGACUGUUCGAACCGUUUUGUGUGCUCCAAAGAGCCACAAACAGUAG
Messenger RNA from Auanema sp. JU1783, 522 nucleotides. The record is from the annotation of a GenBank genome assembly. Lineage: Eukaryota; Metazoa; Nematoda; Chromadorea; Rhabditida; Rhabditidae.